AUGAUUCCGCGCCAUAUGUCAGGGGGUACAAAGACUGGAGCCUACAUGGACGCCAAUCUCCAGGCCCACCAACUGGAAACUGGUACUUCCUUUGGUCUUCUACAGCAAGAUUACCAGAACACAUCCAUUCUUGCGUCUGAUACCUGGCUUAAACGGGUAUGGAAGGAACUUGAGUCACUGGAUAUGUGUGUGGCCUUUGACUCCCCGGCCUUGUCUUUACGGUGUCAUCAAGACGCCCUCCUGAUUGACUUGUUCAUGGAUCUCGAGGUUGAUCAGGACGACCUUCUCUGGCUCAACUGGUGCCGGAUGUUCCUGCAAGUAACUACCGUGUCAGAUAUCACUACGGCCGAUGGCCGCUAUAUCCGGCAAUGCAUCUGGAACGGUUUCCGCGACGACACUUAUCGGACCCCAUAUAACUGGCCUCAAACGGUACGACCCGGGCCACCACCCUCUGCUCCAACCCCUGGGACCUUGGCACGACCACUUCGAGUCUUGGAACUGGCUCUGGUCGCCGACUGUUGGCUUGUUCCAUCGGGUUGGGGCUGCAUGGACCCAUCUCGCCCUUUGCGGCCCCUCUCCGGUUCUGACUUGGUGCUCCUCACUGGUACAGGUCUCCCAACCUUACCUUCCUCCGACCCGGCCCCCUCCAUCCUCAAAGCUUGGCAAACCUUUGCCGACCUCUGCACAGACUACUAUGGGUGGGUCCCUGAUGAGAUUGAGGUACAUGGGGAUGAGGCUGCCAUGGCCGAUGCCCUGAUCCAGGGUCGCCUCAGAAUCAUCAGUGAUGGGUCAUACAAAAAUGACCUCGGAACCGCUGCUGUUCAGCUCCUUCCAAAAGAGGGAACUGCUCGCAUUGUCAUCCGUUGUCAGACUCCAGGUUUACCUCAGGAUCAGAGUGCCUAUCGUAGCGAGUUGAUUGGCCUUCUGGCAGGGAUUAUGGCGGUUGAUUGGCUCCUCCAACAAUGGUUCCCAGUGUUGGACGUAUUGAUAUAUUGA
Messenger RNA from Cylindrotheca closterium, 996 nucleotides. Lineage: Eukaryota; Bacillariophyta; Bacillariophyceae; Bacillariales; Bacillariaceae. The record is from the annotation of a GenBank genome assembly.